Raphanus sativus (radish) is the source of this 969-nucleotide messenger RNA. Its product is annotated as membrane-anchored ubiquitin-fold protein 3. The transcript is spliced from 4 exons. The record is from RefSeq and is a predicted model, not a curated record. Gene Ontology annotation, molecular function: protein binding. The coding region runs from base 272 to 628 and encodes 118 amino acids. Lineage: Eukaryota; Viridiplantae; Streptophyta; Magnoliopsida; Brassicales; Brassicaceae.
AAAAGAGAAAAGGUUUGGGGUUGAGAAGUUCGUAAAAGGGGAAGGAAGUUGGAUAUUUGGUGGACUCAUUCACCUUUCGUCUUCCUCACCUCAUCAAAAAGAUCCAAACACAAAACUCGAUAGACAGAAAGAGAGAGAGGAAGAGCUACUUACUAUUCUAUUCGAACUGUUUCAGAUCUGAACGAUUUGUCUUAAAAGUUUAGUCUUUUGGGGAUCAGGAUUAGUAAUCGGAGCUGGGUUUUGGUCUGUUUGAGAGAGAAAGUCAACGGAUAUGCCGGAGGAGGAGUCGGUGGAUAUCAAAUUCAGGCUCUACGAUGGCUCCGACAUCGGACCCUUCCACUAUUCAUCUUCAUCUACCGUCGACUUUUUGAAGCAAAGGGUCGUCUCUGAUUGGCCCAAAGGCAAAACAGUUGUUCCGAAAGGGAUAAACGAAGUGAAGUUGAUUAGUUCGGGUAAGAUCUUGGAGAAUAACAAGACCGUUGGUCAGUGUAAGACACCUUUUGGAGAGGUUACUGGUGGUGUCACUGUGAUGCAUGUUGUUGUACAGCCUUCUCUCGCCAAAACUAAAACAGAGAAAAAGGUCGAUAAAGCACCCAAGGCGGUUAUAUGCACAUGCACCAUUUUGUGAAAGGAGCAAGACAUGUAUCAUACAUACCAUUCUCAAUUCUUCAAGUACAGAAGAAAACAAAAGAAAAACAAAAAGAAAGGUGAAAAGUAAAGUAUAGCUUCCCUAUAAGCUGUGGAGUAUCAUCCUAACCUCGCAAUGCAAGCUUUGAAAUCUGUAGAAAAUGAUUUAGAUUCUUUUGAAGUAUCUGUUGUUCCUUGUUUGUUUUUGUUCACACUAUCUGGUAUACUUCAUUCGUGUCGUACUGUAAUAAACGGAAGUUGUAUAGGUUACUUUAGCUCUAAAUGUUAUUAUGUGUGAUGAAGAUGAUUAUGUAUCUAUGAAAGAAAAAGAAGUUGUGUCUU